UAAGAAUUUCUUAAUCAUUUCAAAAGGGGCCUUUUGUGGCCAUUUUUGUGAGCUAAGUUUGCCUUUUUCACUCUGCUCCAUCUGGCAACCCUGGCCCCUGCUCGCAGUGCUCAGUGCUCACCAAGAGUCUGGGAGGUGGAGUUGUGAGAAACGUACUCUAGCCGCACACCUACGAAGCUGCUGAACACCAAAUUUGCAUUUUUAAUUUUUGCAUUAAAAAUUUACCCAGAAACUUCGACUUUUAAAUGAAAUUUGCAUAAAAGGCCUAAUUGCAGGAAUUAAUUCUCAUCUUCUUCUUUUCAAUACAAAAAGCUUGGGAGCAGCACUUGUAUUUUGACAUGGCGAGCAAGAGAGACAGUGAGCCUCCAUCUUCACCUCCGCCAUUCAAGCAAAGUAAAAGUGAUGGAGUGUCACCUGUUCCCAAGCUGGUAAUUGCUAAGCCAUCUGCAAUCUUGCGCAUACAGCCUCAGGCUCAGACUACUUUGGAAAGUGGCCGCAAUCAUGGCAAUGAGAACACAUCGGCCGCAUUAGUCAACACUGCAGCUGAUGAUGCUGGCGGCACUGCAGCUUUGUCUGAGUGGCUCCCAGGUAGUGGAGCUGAGCGAUCUGCAGUCAAUGCAGAUCCCUUGCUUGAGCUAACAGGCACGGAGAGUGGCCGCAAUCUUGGCAAUGAGAACACAUCGGCUGCAUUAGUCAACACUGCAGCUGAUGAUGCAGGCGGCACUGCAGCUUUGUCUGAGCGGCUCCCAGGUGGUGGAGCUGAACGAUCUGCAGUCAAUGCAGCUUCCUUGCUUGAGCUGACAGGCAUGGAGAGUGGCCGCAAUCUUGGCAAUGAGAACACAUCGGCGGCAUUAGUCAACACUGCAGCUGAUGAUGCAGGCGGCACAGCAGCUCCGUCUGAGUGGCUCCCAGGUAGUGGAGCUGAACGAUCUGCAGCCAGUGCAGCUCCCUUAGUGGAGAUGACAUCUAGCGGACCAGUGCGGUUGAUUAGCCCAAUUGUGCAUCAAGAGACAUCGAAUCAUCAGUCGGAUAAUAACAACGCUGAUGGAACUGAUAUUUUUAACGUGUUUUCUACUAAUGAUUGCGUGGUGGCUGCUGCUGGGGAGGUUGCCUCAGAAGGCAGCAUUGAAUUGGAUGUGGACAUUGCAGAACAAGCUGAUCCAAACGUUCAGGCUCUGAUGGACUCGUUGCUGACCGACGAGACCCUGGAGCAAAUGCCCCAUGACAGCCUCCUUCUGGAGAAUGAUAUGAUAACUGUUAGUGAGGGCCCAAGAGAGCUGAACCUUGCGCCCGUUAAUGCUGCAGAGGAAGUCAAUAGAGCGUUGAAUAUUUUGGAAAGUGCAGAACACGCUGAUCAAGACUUUCAGGCUAUGAAUGACGCAGUCAUGAACGAUCUGAGGCCGGAGCAAAUGCCGCCCGACCAUCCCCUUCUGGAGAAUGAGAUAAUUAAUGUUACUUGGCGCCCUAGGUCGCCAAGCCCUGAACCCGUAAACCCUGGAGAGCAAUUCUGCAUUUGAUCAGCUACAUGUGUAUGCAAUUGUUAUUUGUUAGUCACUCAACUUCUGAGUGUACUACAUGGUGUUAGGGUACCCACACAGUGAAAGCAGGUUGCCAGCGUGCUGGUUACCU
Hyalella azteca is the source of this 1629-nucleotide messenger RNA. RefSeq lists its product as uncharacterized. The record is from RefSeq and is a predicted model, not a curated record. Bases 339 to 1517 code for a protein of 392 amino acids. The transcript is spliced from 6 exons. NCBI's taxonomy places the organism in Eukaryota, Metazoa, Arthropoda, Malacostraca, Amphipoda, Hyalellidae.